GAUUUGGUAUAAAUUUGGUGCCUCAUUCAUAUUUAAUUAUCAUUUCUUUGUCACAAAAAUCGUUUUUAUUUCAUUCAUUCCCUAUCAACUCGUUUCAAGGUCUAACCGGUUCAGUCAGUGUUGUACCACUACGUAAACAAGUGUAUCUUUGAGCCGAGUUACAAAUGGCGAUAGACCUGUACCUGACGCCGGGGUCGGCCCCGUGCCGCCUCGUGCUGCUCACGGCCGCGGCUCUGAACAUCCAGCUCAACCUGAACCAUGUCGACCUGAGGGCUGGCGAGCAGUUUUCUCCCGACUUUUUGAAGUUGAACCCGCAACACACAGUACCAACAAUAGUGGACCAAGGAUUCGCCCUGUGGGAGUCCCGUGCCAUCAGCCGUUACCUCGUCAACAAGUACGGUCAUGGCAGUACCCUGUACCCUGAGGACCCACAGGCUAGGGCUUUGGUGGACCAGCGACUAGACUUUGACCUGGGAACACUGUAUCCCAAGUUUGCGGACUACUUCUACCCCCAAGUAUUUGGGUCAGCGCCAGCAGAUCCAGAGAAACUGAAGAAGCUCCAUGAAGUGUUGGGAUUCCUCGACAUAUUCCUCGGAGAUGAGAAGUAUGCCGCUGGCACUGACCUCACCAUAGCUGACCUCAGCCUCGUGGCCACAGUGUCCACCAUUGAGGCUGCCGGCAUCAGCUUGGAUGAUUUUCCUAAUAUUCACAGGUGGUUCGAGUUGGUCAAAUCUACUGCACCUGAUUAUGAAAACGCGAACGGAAAAGGUAUCAAAGCAUUUAAAGAAUUAGUUGCACAGUUGAAGGCUAAAACUGAGUUGUAAAUAUAUUUUGUACCAUUUGUGACCUAGGGUUUU
Plutella xylostella (diamondback moth) is the source of this 857-nucleotide messenger RNA. Its product is annotated as glutathione S-transferase 1. NCBI's taxonomy places the organism in Eukaryota, Metazoa, Arthropoda, Insecta, Lepidoptera, Plutellidae. Gene Ontology annotation, molecular function: glutathione transferase activity. The record is from RefSeq and is a predicted model, not a curated record. Gene Ontology annotation, biological process: glutathione metabolic process.